AUGAGGCUUCUGGAAGUUACGGAUACUCUAUUUAGGUCACUGUUAAUAUUAUUUAUCGAUGCAGUGUUGGCGAAAAGAAUUUCCUGGAUAUUUACUCUCAAAAAUCAUUUUACGUCAUGGCUCCAGUAUGGCGACACUCUUUACUCUAACGGUAUUUCGGAUGAGUUGACUAACUUUUUUCUCGCCAUCGUCUUCCUGUUAUGCUCCGUGGCGGUUGUGAUGCCUCCUAAACAGCUUCGAAUUCUGGGACUCCUUUGUCUACCGUUUGUCUUGUCAGUGGCCGCGACAUUCGUAUUCGUCCGACGUCUGAACGAAAUGGUCUACAGUUAUCAUCCAUGGAAUCUGCGCCUCCUUUGCCUCAAGUGUUUCCCCAUUCCUAUGCUCUGCUUGUUGAUCGUCUUCAUCUGCUUCAGGUUGUUGCCAGGUGCCAUCGCCCCGCCCGUUCCUGUCCACCCAGACGGCCGAUAUCGCCGUCUUCACUAUGCUCUCCGUGGAUUUCUCGGUUCCGUGAUCAUUUUCCUCCCCGUCAUGCUUUAUAUCGACACUUGCGUAAAAGCAGACCGCAUUUACAAUAGGCUUUUAGCUCAAAAAAGUCCCCUUCAGAGUACACCGAUGGUCUGCAGUUACUUCCACGUUAUGAAGAGCCGGAGUGGUAAUUACUUGACACAGGCCGUGUUACAGCAUCACUCCGAGUGUCUCUACGUCUUCUCGCUCUCUAAUCACCUCAGUCGCGACCACUUUCGCUACAUACCAGAGUUAUUUUUGGUGGCGCUGCUGUUCCUAAUAGCCUUGGCCUUUAUCUGCGAGCACCUUCACUGUCAACUUAUGGCGUCGUUUGAGGAGCAAGUCAGGCGGUUUUUGAACGAGACUUUCGAUUACGUGGCUGACCACUGGAGUAGGCUUGAAGUGCCAAGUGUGUUUCUCUGCUUCUGGCUCAUUAAGCUAACCCUAGUCAUCAUCCUUGGCCAGGCCUCGUGGCCAAUCGACGCAACCGCAGUUGAAAUCCUCUCACGAGCUACAGACGAGAAAGGCAUGCCCAUCAAACACACGCUAAACUUUACGUUCCUGAGCGCUUACGCCAAUGAGAGCAAUCUCGCUGUCACCAACGUGCCCUACAAGAUGUUUUCGCGCUUCCUGACGGGCGCCUUAGCUAUAGGCGCCGAGACGUGGACUUCGGUGUACGGGGCUGCGGUUUUCGUUGGAUUCCUCUCGGGCAUUGUUGUUAACGUGCUGGCAUUCUUUGUGGACCCCCUCGGAGUCAAUAUCGCCCAGCUCAUAGAGACGGCAGAAGCCGAGCCGGUAGCCGCCAAUCCCUGGAUCCCAAUCGACGAGCAACUCACCACCAACGAGCACAUUGAGGUGACGGCCAUCGAGUUGCUCAACAACACCGGCUGGAGUUGUGUCGUGCUCUUCGUCUUCCUUGCCAUCCAAUACGACCUACCGAAUCUCACUUCGCAUCAGAGGAUUUUCUGUUUCACGCAUUUACUCAUUAUCAUGGGGUUCACGUGUGUGUACCCUGUUGAGUCGCUUGUCAAAGCCAUCCUGCUGCGCCUCGGUUUGCCUGGCAGCGAGUCGUCCUGGUUGGAUCACUUGAUUCCACUGCUUUUCUGUGGCCUGAUGCUGGGCCUGUCGGGGUGUGUGUUCAUCUACUUCCCCAUCUGGCUGUCCUACCUGCCUCACACUGGCCGUGGGUACCAGUUGCUUGGCGCAAAGACCGCCGCUGGAGGUAUAUCCGCCUACACCGGCUACGCUCAACGUCUGCGGACGUACCUCUGCGGUGGACAACUCCUCCUGGACGUCUCGUGCACCAUUUUUGAGUACGUGAUCCACCAGGCUCAUCGAAAGUGGCCCCUGUGGACGGGCUUCACCACGCUGCUCGCGGCGUCCCGACUCUUCAACAUCUUCGUCAACUACCUCAUUUCCCUACUCUCCGUCUUCGUCAUCCUCUGGCUGAUAUUCUACGAGUCGUUCGGUGUGUGCCGAGUCUUUAUUCUCGUCGUGCACGUCUUCUUUGUGCUCUACCCGGCGACGUGCCGCGGCUUCCUGUGGCUGCGGACGCAAUUCCUGCUCGGCGGAUCGCUCGCUGCGAUUCCCUCGCCCACUGCCGACCAGCUGGUCGCGUACGCCGACGACUGUCCAAUUUGCUACGGUGCGAUGACCACGUGGGACGCGAAGCUCACGCAGUGCGGCCACAUUUACCACACCAAGUGUCUGUCCCAGUGGAUGCGACGGCGUCCCAUCUGUCCGAUGUGCAACACAGACUUGUUUGCCGCGUCAGUUGGGAGCUACCCUCGUCCGAGGUCGUUUCAACCGUAUGUGGUCGUGAGAAUAGCUCAUCGGUUGUAUUCGAAACCUCCACGACCCACGCUAUUGACUGUGGAACCCGGCUGUGACCUUGUCUACGAGUCCGCAGACGCCAAGCCAAUCAACCAAUCAGCGGCUCCUGCCUCGAAGUCAAUUCCUUCUGAGCGGGACCAUCCAAUCGGCCAAUCGGAAGCCGCUGAUAACGAGUCGGUUCUGUCUAACCCCGACAGCCCUGUCCCAAUGAAAUCGGACAAAAAUAUGAGCAUAACCUUCACAUGCAAUGUUUGCAAGACUCGAACGCAGAAAUUCUUCUCCAAAUUGGCCUACACGAAGGGCCUCGUGAUUAUACGCUGCCCCUCGUGCCAAUCACUGCAUCUCAUUGCAGACAACAUUGGCUGGAUUAAGGAACAAACGCCAUGGUAUGCAAACAGGCGUAUUGGGGACCAGACACACCUCCUCAUGUCCCAACCCACCGACACCGUUCAUCAAGAGGGCGAUUAA
Molecule: messenger RNA, 2805 nt
Organism: Mesocestoides corti
Lineage: Eukaryota; Metazoa; Platyhelminthes; Cestoda; Cyclophyllidea; Mesocestoididae
Source: the annotation of a GenBank genome assembly